ACUAUCAUGGCUGCCUCCAAAGCCUUGAAGCGCUCUGCUGAAGAGACAGCAACAACCAGCAAAGGCCAGUCCGGACCACCAAAGAAGAAGCAGUGCCGCAAACGUACAUGUCUCGUGUGCGACACCAAGAAGCACUACACUCAGUUCCCAAGCCAGACGAAGGUCUCCUCACAUGAUCACGGUGCCAAUGUCUGCCGCCUCUGCUACUUCAGCCACCUAGAGGUCGAGAUCGAUUCCAAGAACUGGGACGAAGUCGCAUGCCCAGAAUGCCCAACCAAGUUGACUUACCAAGAAGUCGAGAGCAUGACCAAUGCUGAGAACUUUGCCAAAGCUACUCUUGCUGCAGACCCUGACUUCAGAUUCUGCUUCUCUUCGGCCUGUGAGUCGGGUCAGCUGCAUCCUGGUGGUACCAGUGAGCCUAUCUUCUCCUGUCAGGUGUGCAGACACAAGCACUGCGUCGUCUGUGAGACAAACUGGCACGAAGAUCAGACCUGUGAGGAGUUCCAAGCCGAACUUCACCGCAACACCGAGAACGACGAAAAGUCAGAGAAGGAAGUCGAAAAGAUCUCGAAGCCAUGCCCCGAAUGUCGCGUUCCCAUUCAGAAGAACAAGGGCUGUGACCACAUGACUUGUCAAUGCCGCCAUCAAUUCUGCUGGAUUUGCUCUGCAUCAUACAGCGACAUUGCCGGGGAGGGCAAUCACCGUCAUGAGAAGAGUUGCACUCAUUAUCGUGCAGCUCCAAGUGCAGAGGCACUUGAGGCUCAAAGACGCAGAACCGAAGAGGCACGCGAAGCUCAAAGACGCAGAACCGAAGCGGCACUUGAAGUUCAAAGACGCAGAAACGAAGAAGCAAGACAAAGAAGAGAGGAAUCUGAUCGCAGAACCCGCGAGCUGCAGGAGCAAACACGCCGACAACUCCAAGCAGAUCAGCAAGCUAUUCGUAGGCCUUCUAUUGUCUCACUCGCUGCGACUCCAGCUCCCACUUCAGGCCUAGCUCCAACUUCAGUCCACAUUGAGGGCGCCAGAGACACCAAUCUCAGCGAGCAUGUACUUGCUCGACUGGCUCAUCGUGCCCCUACCACUGCUGCAGCUCCUCAACCGACACAAAAUGAGGAAGGAGACAGAAGAACUGCACCGACUCCCACCCCACCCUGA
Messenger RNA from Aureobasidium musti, 1155 nucleotides. NCBI's taxonomy places the organism in Eukaryota, Fungi, Ascomycota, Dothideomycetes, Dothideales, Saccotheciaceae. The record is from the annotation of a GenBank genome assembly.